CUGCCUCCAGGGGGAGCCUGCUGACCCGCAGCCUGGCUGACAUCGUGAAGAAGGAAGACUUCGUACUCGACUCCGAGUACCUCAUCACUCUGCUGGUAGUGGUACCAAAGGCAGCGUACACUGAUUGGCAGAAAUCAUAUGAAGGUCUGGCUGAGAUGGUGGUGCCUCGAUCCUCACAUCUGCUGUUUGAAGACCAUGACAGCGGACUGUUCAGCGUCACUCUGUUUCUGAAAGCCGUUGAUGACUUCAAACACAAAGCCAGGGAGAACAAGUUCGUAGUGAGAGACUUCCAGUACAAUGAGGAGGAGCUGAAGGCCGACAAAGAGGAGAUGACACGGCUCUCCACAGACAAGAAGAAGCAGUUUGGCCCUCUGGUCCGAUGGCUCAAAGUGAACUUCAGUGAAGCCUUCAUCGCAUGGAUUCACAUCAAAGCUCUGAGGGUCUUUGUGGAAUCUGUUUUAAGAUACGGGCUGCCGGUGAACUUCCAGGCCAUGCUGCUGCAGCCCAGCAAGAAGACCAUGAAGAGGCUGAGGGAGGUGCUCAACGACCUGUACAAACAUCUGGACAGCAGCGCGUCCGCCAUCAUCGAUUGUGCCAUGGACAUCCCAGGCCUAAACCUGAGUGUGCAGGAGUAUUAUCCUUACGUCUACUACAAGAUCGACUGCAACCUGUUUGAUUUUAAAGUGUAAAAAACGUUCCUUAUUUUCUUCUUUUUGUUGUGUGUUAAAUACGUUUGAGAUUUUCCUGGUACAAACCUCCCCCCCCACUGUCUCCUCUCCUCAUCAUGAAUGACGCUGCAUGAUUAUUAUUUGUGGUGUAAAAUCUCAUCAGCUACCACUUUCACAACCAAGGGACAAAAAGAGACUUUAAAUUAUUGAUCUUGUUUACAGUUGUUUUUUUUUCCUACACAGAUUUUUUCAUGUGAAAUGAAUUAAGAAAUCAUAUUGAAAAGUUAUAUCUACUGUGUCAUUCCAUUCGUGCUGUGUGUAUUGAUAGCUUCUGUAUCUGUGAUCUGUGAUUACAAAACGGUGCACCAUGGCAACCAGAUCUGUGUGUGUGUGUGUGUGUGUGUGUGUGUGUGUGUGUGUGUGUGUGUGUGUGUGUGUGUGUGUGUGUGUGUGUGUGUGUGUGUGUGUGUGUGUGUGUGUGAGAUUUUGUGAAUAUUUGCUGUCAAAUAAGUAUCAGAGUAUUGUGUAAAAGAUUGAAUAAAUAUGAUUGGAUAUAUGAUAUCUAACGUGUU
Notothenia coriiceps (black rockcod) is the source of this 1240-nucleotide messenger RNA. RefSeq names its product V-type proton ATPase subunit C 1-A-like. Gene Ontology annotation, molecular function: proton-transporting ATPase activity, rotational mechanism. The record is from RefSeq and is a predicted model, not a curated record. The coding region runs from base 156 to 689 and encodes 177 amino acids. The transcript has 7 exons. Gene Ontology annotation, cellular component: vacuolar proton-transporting V-type ATPase, V1 domain; lysosomal membrane. NCBI's taxonomy places the organism in Eukaryota, Metazoa, Chordata, Actinopteri, Perciformes, Nototheniidae. Gene Ontology annotation, biological process: proton transmembrane transport.